CUGAUAGGCCCAGGGUGUGUGGCCUAUGUCACAGUUCGUGUGGACUGUGAAAUUCAGAUUGGGACGUUCUUUCUCUUCAAGCAAACGUGAUACAUGGUGAAGUACUAAAGGAUGAUAUUUUUCAAGAGUAUGGUGAUGGCUCUGUUGAGCAUUGCCAUUUCAGCUGGAGUACUAGCUGUACAGCAGAAAGUUAAAAACAUCCAUCUUCUUUCUCCAGAAGAGCAAAAAUUCAUUCAAAAUGCUGGACAUAAAGGGUUACCCAGGGACUGCCAUGAACUGUGGGAAAGUUCUGGAGGUCAGGCACGGGAUGGUGUCUACAUAAUCAAGCCCGGAGACUUACCCAUUGUAGCUUUCUGUGCCAUGCAGGAAGGUGGCUGGACUGUGAUCCAGCACAUUACAGUUAACAGCAGUGUGGACUUUGACCGCACCUGGGAAGAGUAUAAGUUGGGCUUUGGAACCUUGACUGGCAACCACUGGUUGGGAAAUGAGUAUAUCCACCAACUCACCAGUGGACCUAUCCGCUACAAGCUGGGCAUCAAGCUAGUGGACAAAGAUGCUAUAACUAAAACCGGUGAAUAUGACCCAGCACUGGUGGAAGGAGAAGAUGCACAGUAUAGGUUGCGUCUGGGCUUGUACCAUGGUACUGCUGCAGAUGCUCUCACUCUGGACCCAGAGAACUACCUCCACGAUAACCAGAAAUUUACCACCAAGGACCGUGACAAUGAUAAUUAUUUCCAGAACUGUGCCAAGCUAGAGUUUCAGGGAGUUGCUGGUGGGGGGUGGUGGUAUGACGCCUGUGCCGGUGCCAACCUCAACCGCCGGAAUGUCAUCUAUUGGCAAAAGGACUGCAACAAGGAGCAUCUGUGCAAAUAUGCCUGGAUGAUGGUAAAGCCUUCAGAUAUGGUCAAAAUCAUGCAUCCUGCAGAUUGCAAAAGAGAUGAGCUCUGAGUGAGCCUUAUUACAUUGCAUUCAGCCUGUGGGAGGGCUGACAAGUACAAAAUAAUAAAAAAGUUUUCUCUCUGA
Hemibagrus wyckioides is the source of this 1023-nucleotide messenger RNA. RefSeq lists its product as uncharacterized. The record is from RefSeq and is a predicted model, not a curated record. Bases 112 to 948 code for a protein of 278 amino acids. NCBI's taxonomy places the organism in Eukaryota, Metazoa, Chordata, Actinopteri, Siluriformes, Bagridae. The transcript is spliced from 3 exons.